Plutella xylostella (diamondback moth) is the source of this 2734-nucleotide messenger RNA. It is a transcript of the gene Edem1, whose product is annotated as ER degradation-enhancing alpha-mannosidase-like protein 2. Gene Ontology annotation, cellular component: membrane; endoplasmic reticulum. NCBI's taxonomy places the organism in Eukaryota, Metazoa, Arthropoda, Insecta, Lepidoptera, Plutellidae. Gene Ontology annotation, biological process: carbohydrate metabolic process; endoplasmic reticulum mannose trimming; mannose trimming involved in glycoprotein ERAD pathway. Gene Ontology annotation, molecular function: calcium ion binding; mannosyl-oligosaccharide 1,2-alpha-mannosidase activity. The record is from RefSeq and is a predicted model, not a curated record.
UUUGUGACGUUGACGUGUGUUUUGUUUUGAAAAGUGCAUUGAAAAAUUUUAAAUAAAAAUUUAAAGAUAUUUUUAAUUAAACUGCAGCAAUGCAUUAUAUUUCAGUGUAUGCAGUAUUAUUCGCAGUGCUAUGCAGUUGCCAUUUAAGUUUCGGAGUCAGAGAAUAUACUAAAGAACAUAUUUUACAAUUGAGGGAAGAAGUCCGUGAGAUGUUCCAGCAUGCAUAUGAUGGAUACCUGAAACAUGCAUACCCUUACGACGAGUUGCGUCCCCUGAGCUGCGACGGUGUGGACACGUGGGGCAGCUACUCCCUCACGCUCAUCGACGCGCUCGACACGCUCGCCAUCAUGGGCAACUACACGGAGUUCAACAGAGUGGUUGAUGUAGUCCUCAAGAAAACUAACUUUGAGUCGGACAUCAAUGUCUCUGUGUUUGAGACUAAUAUUCGUAUCAUAGGAGGGCUUUUGAGUGCGCAUUUGCUUUCACAUAAAACAGGAAUGGAACUAGAGCCUGGGUGGCCUUGCAAUGGGCCAUUACUCCGGCUAGCUGAGCAAGUAGCUCAGAAGUUAAUAGUGGCCUUUGACACAACCACAGGAAUGCCCUAUGGAACUAUAAACUUCAAGUCCGGAGUGCCUCCGGGUGAGACCAGCAUCACAUGCACUGCUGGAGUUGGCACAUACAUUGUAGAGUUUGGCACAUUGAGCAGGUUAACUGGAGAUCCAUUAUAUGAGGAGCUAGCAAUGCAUGCCCUCAAGGCACUGUACCACCACCGGUCUCCCAUCGGCCUCCUCGGGAACCACAUAGAUGUGAUGACGGGGCGGUGGACGGCCCAGGAUGCUGGCAUUGGUGGCGGAGUGGAUUCUUACUUUGAAUAUUUAGUCAAAGGUGCCAUCCUCCUAGAGAAGCCCGAACUGAUGUCAAUGUUCCGCGAGGCGCGGCGCUCCAUAGACAAGUACCUGAAGAAGGAGGACUGGUUCGUGUGGGCGAGCAUGCAGCGCGCGCACGUGUCGCUGCCCGUGUUCCAGUCGCUCGAGUCCUAUUGGCCUGGAGUACUUAGUCUUAUUGGCGAGAGUGACACAGCGAUGCGCAUAAUCCUCAACUACCACAGCGUGUGGCGGCAGUACGGCUUCACCCCUGAAGUCUACAACCUGGGCACGGGCGAAGUGUCCGCCUCCCGCGCCGGCUACCCGCUGAGGCCCGAACUCAUUGAGUCCAUCAUGUACCUGUACAGGGAUACCCGGGACCCGAUACUGCUGCAGAUGGGAGAGGAUAUACUGAGGAGCAUACAGCAUAGCGCUAAGACCUCGUGCGGGUAUGCUACGAUAAAAGACGUCCGCGACCAUCGCAAGGAGGACCGUAUGGAGUCAUUCUUCCUCGCCGAGACCACCAAGUACCUGUACCUACUCUUUGACACCGACAACUUCAUACACAACCCCGGGGUCACGGGCAAGGUCAUCAACACGACGAAUGGCGAGUGUCUGGUCGACAUGGGAGGGUAUAUCUUCAAUACUGAAGCGCAUCCGAUCGAUCCGAAUAUGCUGUAUUGCUGCCAUGAGGCGAAGGAUGGUAUUGACAUCAAUGAAGUAGACAAGGUUUACCAAAUACUAGAAGAGGAGGAUAAUAUUAAAUUUAUGACAAUGUUAGAAGGGGAUUCAGUUGUGAAUACAACUAAUAAUGAGACACUGACUGACGAGUCUCAGAAAGAGAUUAAUGACUCAGUUACAGUUGUAGCUAACACCACAAAUGAUAAAAUUAUGGAACCAUCUUACGAGGUUUCAGAAGAUGAGGAGUAUUUUGAAGUCCGUGAUGAGACAGAUGAUGAAAUAAAUGAUAAUAGUGCAAAUCAAGAAGAUGACAAUGAAAAUGAUGAUGAAAGUGACGAAUUAAAAGAAGUAUUGCAUAACAUUAACCAGGAUCAAGUCUUGAUUAAAACUGAAACAAGAGCUAACUACGUAAACAUUGACGGAACAGAAAGAGAAAAAGACAAGACAGAAACUACUCUAAGCAGUACUGUGAAAGACCGAAUUAACAAUUAUUAUAAUGCUACUUCAGAGAUAGAGGAAAUAAACUUUGCUAGAGAGAAAAGGAAAACAAGUGAAAUUUCAGACAGUUCUAGUCAAGAAGCAGAGAAGGUAGAAGUAGAUGAUAUAAUUUUAGCGAAAAAACCAAUCAAAGAGACUGAAAGAUUGCAACCUCCAAGUAGUUCGAAAGCCAAAGAUGCGUUCAAAAUGCUGCCAGCUGUGUUACAAGACUUUCUGACCAGUGAUUGGAAACACAAACCGAAGUGUGAGCCGCAGCACAUUCUAGAAAGGAUACGGAGAGAGAAGCUGUAUCCAGAUCAUCCUGAUGUGGAUAAAUACGAACUGUUGCUCACACCAGCGCCAUCUUUCUUGCAAAGGAUAUCGUUAGCUGGCGAAUUCGUCACAAGAAACAGUUAGAAUUAUGAUUAUCAGUUGUUUAGAUUUUAGGAUACAUUCUGUGAUUGCGACCUGCCUGUAACUUUGUAUUCUUCCUCCAUUUUGUUUCGUUUCGAGUCUGUUACAGUUAAGUACUUUACUGUACCUACUUAUUAUUGAUGUAAAUGUUAUUAAUAACACGAUCUCAUGAGUUGAGUUGCUUGACAAAAUCAAGAAAUGGCAGAGAGUUGAGGUUGCUUUCAGCGUGCAUAGUGUUGAUUUUUUUAUUUAUGUCCAUCGUUGUUAAGUUUAAGAAUAAAUGAGUUUAAGAUACCUAA